UGGAGCGCCAAGGCACAGGACAAGGAAGACCGAGUGGUGGCCACCAGGUGCUUCAAAGUGAGCGUGGCCAACGAGGAGGAGGGCAAGCCGGCGACGAUCAAGUGGGUGUUCGCCACCAACUCGCACCCCGAGCUGCGAGAGGCCUUGUUCAGGUUGCGGGCCAACGGCGGCCUCCGCGCGGCGGGGAUUCUUCUCGACUUCGAUUCCGCCCCGCGCUCGAAGGCGGCGAAGCAGCUGGAGCAAAUGGUCUUCAAGAAGGGCACCCGUAGGGCUCCCAGCACCUUGUAAGUAGCAAGUGUUAGCGCCGAGACAUCGGUAGGCCUUUAGGCUAGCCCACCGCAAAACUUCCAGCCGAAUGUUCGAGGGAGUAGCGACGUGAA
This is a messenger RNA of Prorocentrum cordatum, 380 nucleotides long. Lineage: Eukaryota; Dinophyceae; Prorocentrales; Prorocentraceae. The record is from the annotation of a GenBank genome assembly.